This is a messenger RNA of Striga hermonthica, 774 nucleotides long. The record is from the annotation of a GenBank genome assembly. NCBI's taxonomy places the organism in Eukaryota, Viridiplantae, Streptophyta, Magnoliopsida, Lamiales, Orobanchaceae.
AUGGCUAUUCAAGCUCAGAUGUAUUCAGGUUUUGGCUUUGAGGGCUCUCAAGAUUAUUUGACGGACAAUGCCUGUGGGUUAAAUUUCACAACCCAACAGCAGAAAUUGCAGGAUGAACAACAAUUGAUGCGGAGAGUACCACCAGGUCAACCAACACCAUUUAUGUCAAGGUACAACACGGAUUAUCAGCUCUCAGGGGCAUUUUAUCAAACAGUUUGUGCUCAGUUUGACAAACAGAGAAACGAAAUCGAUCUGUUCAUCAGUUCACAGAAUGAGAGAUUGAGAAUGGCGGUGCAAGAGAAGAGGAGACAGCAAACGUCGCAGUUCAUGAAGAAAUACGAAUCGAAGAUCCAAAAUAUAAUCAGGCAAAAAGAUGAAGAAAUCGAAAAGGCCGGGAAAAGGACGGCGGAGCUCCAGGAUUACCUGAGGAGGAUGGAAAUCGAGAGGCAGACAUGGCAGAGUGCGGCGAGGGAGAGCGAGGCGGCGGCGGCGUCUCUGAGCAGCGCGAUCAAUCGGCUGCGGGAAGCGGCCGGUGGCGGCUGCGGCGCGGCCGGAGACGCCGAGUCGUGCUGCUGUCCUGGAGACGGCGAUGGGAUGGGUAAACUUGGGAAUUUGGAGGGGAAAAUGAUUUGUAAGAUGUGCAAUGUUAGGGUUUCGUGUAUGAUUAUGCUGCCGUGCAAGCAUCUGUGCUCGUGCAGGGACUGUGAGGCGUUGCUUGAGUCAUGCCCUGUUUGUAAAGUGGCGAAACGAGCAAGUAUAGAGGCUUUGAUUUAA